Messenger RNA from Atta colombica, 2202 nucleotides. It is a transcript of the gene Alg11, whose product is annotated as GDP-Man:Man(3)GlcNAc(2)-PP-Dol alpha-1,2-mannosyltransferase. Gene Ontology annotation, molecular function: GDP-Man:Man(3)GlcNAc(2)-PP-Dol alpha-1,2-mannosyltransferase activity. The record is from RefSeq and is a predicted model, not a curated record. The transcript is spliced from 8 exons. NCBI's taxonomy places the organism in Eukaryota, Metazoa, Arthropoda, Insecta, Hymenoptera, Formicidae. Gene Ontology annotation, biological process: protein N-linked glycosylation. Gene Ontology annotation, cellular component: endoplasmic reticulum membrane. Bases 208 to 1809 code for a protein of 533 amino acids.
UUUUCACAAGCAAGACAACGUUAUUUAUCAAUUAUCGAUGGAAGAUCGAAUAUUUCCUCAUAAAGAUACAUAUUUACUUGCGUUCAUCGAUGUAUAUUAAGGUGAAAGAAAGAGGAGAGAUAUAUAUUCUCGCGUGUUAGUGAGGUUAGUUUAGUUCUCGCGCGACAUAAGUGUGGUUGUGACUAUUGUAAGGUUAAUUCCUCGCUCAUGAGGGAUCAUCCGUUUGACGACCGCCACGAAGUUACAUUAUACGUUGACAAGUUCUGGCAAGUUCGGCAAACGAUACCACGUGCAAAUCUGCAAGUGGUCGCGAACAUGAUUUUUUACUUCUUAAUGACACCCAUAAUCCUAUUCGUAAACAUGCUGUUGUUAAUCGCUCUAUGUAAAAUAUUCUGUAUACUUGUCCUUUUGCCAAUUCUAUUGAUAAAAUGGAGAAAGUUUUACUCAAAGAAGCGCGAGGAGAGACAACAGACUGGAACAGUUGUCGGUAUUUUUCAUCCAUACUGCAAUGCAGGUGGAGGAGGCGAGAGAGUACUUUGGGCUGCGGUUCAUGCUAUACAGACCAAAUAUCCUGAUAUACACAUAGUUAUAUAUACUGGCGAUCUUGAUGCAGACCCUGAAAAGAUUCUCAGCCAAACUGAAAAGACAUUUAACAUGAAAUUGCAACCAAAUAUCGAAUUCGUCUAUUUGCAUGGGCGAAAAUGGGUGGAGGCUUCUACAUAUCCUUAUUUCACACUUCUGGGACAAAGCUUGGGAUCCGUCUAUCUGGGCAUCGAAGCGUUAAACAAUCUUACACCAGACAUAUACAUCGACACGAUGGGUUACGCGUUUACAUAUCCAUUAUUUAAAUACAUCGGUGGUUGCCUAGUCGGAUCAUAUACGCAUUAUCCCACUAUUUCGACUGAUAUGUUGAAGUACGUCUACAGGAGAAUUGCCGCAUACAACAAUCGAAGGAUCAUCGCCAGAAAUCCAUUGCUUUCAGGAGGGAAAUUCCUUUAUUAUAAAUUAUUCGCAUAUUUAUUCCACAAUAGAACAUUUCAGUUGUACGGAUUGGUUGGUAGUUGCGCCGACAUUGUGAUUGUAAAUUCCUCGUGGACCGAAGAGCAUAUCAAUACUAUCUGGAAAUGUUCACUGAAGACGCAUCGAGUGUAUCCCCCAUGUAGUGUGGAGCAUCUGAUUGGACUGCCACUUCUCAGCGAUGAGGAAAAGAAUAAAUGCAUACGCAUAAUUGCUAUCGCGCAAUUCAGGCCGGAGAAAAAUCAUCCACUCAUGUUGAGGGCGAUGUUCGAGCUAAGAUCUAUUCUUAAGGAGGAAGUCUGGGAAAAGGUCAAGUUAGUCUGUAUUGGUUCCUGUCGAGACGCCGAGGAUGAAAGACGUGUUAAGGAUAUGCAAGAUUUGGCUAAACACUUGGCUUUAGACAAAAACGUCGAGUUCAAGUUGAAUGUACCAUACUCGGAACUUGUGUCCGAGAUACAAAAAGGAACGAUUGGUCUACAUACAAUGUGGAAUGAACAUUUUGGUAUCGGCAUCGUGGAGUGCAUGGCGGCGGGAUUAAUUAUGGUGGCUCAUUCUUCUGGUGGUCCGAGAGCAGACAUCAUAGAAACACGAAUGGGUAGUGUAAAUGGUUUUUUAGCAGAAGAUGAGAUGGAAUAUGCCAAAGUAAUAGCGUCCAUCAUACAAAUGCCUCCAAAGGUUCGAAAUGCUAUCAGAAUUGCAGCCAGGUCAUCUGUAAAUCGUUUCUCAUGUGAAAUCUUCGAGAAGGAGUUCCUACGGGCAAUUGAACCGUUUUUUAGAUCGAAACAAGAAUAAUGUUGUUGCCUUACAAUUCCUCUAAAAUCAUAAAUGACGAAUGUGUGUGUAAAUGACUCAUUUCAAAAUCAGAACGCACUUUCAGUACAUGUUACAUUAUUCUGUAUGUAUAGUAGCGUGUGUAUGUAACAAAAAUGUUUUUUAUGCGAGAUAAGCUUGUAAUCAUUUAAAAACUUUUUGCUUGAUUGUGUUAAUUUUAGGAUACAGUACAUUAAACAAAUAAUCAUGAUUUAACACACAGAAAACCAUAGCACACUGUAUAUAUAAUGAUGUUUGUUAAUGAACUGUAUUACUUAAAACGACUUCAACGUUCUUACAAAAUUUUCUUGAAAAUAUGUGUGAAUGUGAAUAUCGACAUUGCAAUUUACUUAAUGAUAACAAAUAUGAAAGCCA